CAGUCCGUUGGUCGCACAUAUGUUAGCGUGAAAAACCAUUAUCCGCUUCGUUUUGAAUUGUUUUGUUGUCAUUCUUAUCCUCGUUUCAUCAAUUUCCACCAUAUUCAUUUCAUCUUAUUGUUUAAUUAACUUCACCAGCUUUAGAUAAUGUUCUAUCAUAUAGCUCUUGAACAUGAGGUUCAACUUCAUCCUAAAUAUUUUGGUCCACAGCUUUUAGAUGUAGUCAAGCAAAAGCUAUUCAGUGAAGUGGAAGGCUCCUGUACCGGCAAAUAUGGAUUUAUAAUUGCUGUGACAACAAUCGAUCAUAUUGGCCAUGGACUGAUACAACAAAACUCUGGUUUCGUCCUGUAUCCCAUAAAAUACCGGGCUAUUGUCUUUAGGCCAUUUAAAGGUGAAGUGUUGGAUGCUGUCGUAACGCAAGUUAACAAAGUUGGAAUUUUUACAGAAAUCGGUCCACUAUCCUGUUUUAUUUCAAGACACUCUAUUCCAGCUGAUAUGCAGUUCGAUGCCAAUCAGUCUCCACCAUGCUAUAAAACAGUAGAUGAAGAUAUUGUCAUUCAACAAGACGAUGAGAUACGAUUGAAAAUAGUUGGAUUAAGAGUUGAUGCUAAAGAUAUUUUUGCUAUUGGAACCUUGAUGGAUGAUUAUCUUGGUCUCAAUUAAUACAUAUUAAAGACUAAUCAGCUGCACUAUACUUUCAAUGAUUGUUUUGAAUUUGAUGUAACCUGUCAUUGCUAUUUCACCUGACAAAAAUAAUAUUGCAAGGCACACUUUCUCAUUGAACCAUUUCGAUUUAAUUGAAAACAUUUUGCAUCAUAAAUGCCAAAUUUUUGUAUGAUAUUGUAAUAUUUGGAUUACUGCGAAAAAUAAACGCCAGAACAAUAGGUUGCAAAAAAUUUAA
Molecule: messenger RNA, 901 nt
Organism: Tetranychus urticae (two-spotted spider mite)
Lineage: Eukaryota; Metazoa; Arthropoda; Arachnida; Trombidiformes; Tetranychidae
Gene: Polr2G
Product: DNA-directed RNA polymerase II subunit Rpb7
Biological process (GO): nuclear-transcribed mRNA catabolic process; transcription initiation at RNA polymerase II promoter; positive regulation of nuclear-transcribed mRNA poly(A) tail shortening
Cellular component (GO): RNA polymerase II, core complex; P-body
Molecular function (GO): single-stranded RNA binding; single-stranded DNA binding; translation initiation factor binding
Source: RefSeq, a predicted model, not a curated record